Paramecium sonneborni is the source of this 767-nucleotide messenger RNA. NCBI's taxonomy places the organism in Eukaryota, Ciliophora, Oligohymenophorea, Peniculida, Parameciidae. The record is from the annotation of a GenBank genome assembly.
AUAUAAUUAAAAAAUGAAAAAAGAAUAGAAAUCUGAAAAGCCAUUACCUAAAUCAGAAAUGGAGGUGUUAAAAUAAUAUCAUCAAUUCGUAAGAGAUGAUGAUGAAGAUAUUGAUCCAAAACUAAGUACAAACGAUGAUUAUGGAAGAAUGAUAGCUAGAAAAUAUUACGAUAAACUAUAUAAAGAAUUUGCUAUAAUAGAUUUAUCUUAAUAUAAAACAGGAAAGUAUUUCUAAUUAAUAAUUUUAAGAAUUGGUAUGAGAUGGAGAACUGAACCAGAAGUAAUGAGUGGGAAAGGAGAAACUGUUUGUGGGAAUAAAGUGUGUACUAAAGAUAAAGAAUUGAGUACUUGGGAAUUGAAUUUUAAAUAUAAGGAAAAUUAGGAAAUUAAGAAUACAUUAGUAAAAGUGAAGUGUUGUAAUAUUUGCAGUGAGUAAUUAAAUUACAAAGUAUUAAAUUAUUUGUGUGCUUUUCAAAUAGAAACUUCAUAAAAAGGUAAAAGACUAUACAGAAGAGGAGAUAAGACAUAUGUUAGCUAAAUUAGAAGAGAGAAAGAAGAAACUUAAGUAAGAAGAUUCUUGAGUAAUUAAAAUUAUUAAUUAUAUUAAAAUGUAAUAAGAUAAUCAUGUUUAAGGUCAAUUAAGUCCAAAAUCAAUCGUUAGUUUGAGAAUGGAAUUCUUAGACAACUUUAAGAAUAAAAUACAAGGUAAACAAAUGAUUCCUGACAUUAUAUCUCGUCCCUUAUUAGAAGAUAUAAUCCCAUGUAGU